Messenger RNA from Peronospora matthiolae, 381 nucleotides. Lineage: Eukaryota; Oomycota; Peronosporomycetes; Peronosporales; Peronosporaceae. The record is from the annotation of a GenBank genome assembly.
AUGACACGAGUGGAUGGAGGAGGCUGUGGUGGUGGCCAGGUGAGCAUGGCAAACCCCGUGGGUGUUUGUUUGCGUGAUUUUUCGGAGAAGUGUGCACGCGUGUGCGAAGCCUGUCUAGCUCAGUUGGUAGAGCGCAAGACUCUUAAUCUUGUGGUCGUGGGUUCGAGCCCCACGCGAGAUUUUUCGGAGAAGUGUGCACGCGUGUGCGAAGCCUGUCUAGCUCAGUUGGUAGAGCGCAAGACUCUUAAUCUUGUGGUCGUGGGUUCGAGCCCCACGAAGUGUGCACGCGUGUGCGAAGCCUGUCUAGCUCAGUUGGUAGAGCGCAAGACUCUUAAUCUUGUGGUCGUGGGUUCGAGCCCCACGGUGGGCGACUACCAAUGA